GCAUGGGCUCAGGGAGCAAGAUUAAGUUCGCUGUCUGUGAAGUGCUGCAGUUCGCCGGCUUCUGCGUUCCACUUUUUAUCAUAAUGCAACGUUUUGCCCUCAUUGUAGCUCGAGUGAAGAGCCAAUUGCAUCCCACAGGUGGGAAUUCUACAACAGCUUAUUGGCUGAUUGUGGCUUCAUCUGUGGCCUAUGUGACAUCAAUGGCGAUGCUGAUCUGGCUACCUAUGAAGUACAUGGUGUUUAUGAAGAAGAAGGCACUGGUUGCUCGGAAGAAGUGGAGGCCUGUUGCUUUGGCUUAUGUGCUCCUCUCAAUGCUGCCCUGUUUUGCAUUCCUCAUAGCCAGCUCUGAGGUGCAGAUUAGAAAUGAUUUGAGGUUGGAUACAUUUGCUGAACUGCCAGUUUCACUCGUUCUUUUCUCCCUAAUCUGCAUCGAUAUAGUGGAAAGAAUCCGGCACUGCAGACUUACUGGCCAAGCUAAUGAACUGGCACGGGAUGCCGAUAUCCCCACUACCAUGCUUACACAUGUUGGAGGAGUUACUCAGAUUGUCACUCCUACGACAGGCCCAUCACCUGCAGCAACUAAUGCCAGCGCAGUCACAGAGCAUGGCGUAGUGGGAGCGAACGGGAUCGUGCGAGGACUGCCUGGCAAUGCCACUGGUAUACCUGCCAAUGGGAAUGUCCCGGGUCACUCGGGCACCACAACAGUCACGGGGUUGCCCAACAACGGAACAGUUCCAGGCCAUCUCGCCAGCAUGGUGGUUCCAGGGUUGCUCAGCCAUGGAGCAGUCACAGGGCUUCAAGGCAACACAACAGUUCCAGGGUUGCCCGGAAAUGGUGCAAUUCCAAGAUUACCAGGCAACCAAGGGCAGCCGUUUGGCAUUAUGGGAAUUUGUCCACAGUCAGGCAUACCCUUCCAGAACUUUACAAAUGCCCCACCAUAUUCUGGACCACUCGGCUUUCUCCUGGCUAGUGACGCCCGUGCUGAGGUUUUUGCGGACAGUUUCUUGUUCUGGUUGGACACUGUUGAGAUGGUUCGGGUAGCGAGCCACACCCCUGUGUAUUUUUCGGGCUGGGCAUUACCAGUUUACCUCUUCUGCUUCCUCUCCACAAUGCGACUGGUUCUAACCCCACACAGUCCCCUCCUUUCACCUCUGGGCGUGGCCCUUCAAGAUCUACCCUUCCUGAUCUUGAGGAUGGCAUUGAUUGCUAUAUUUGGUUUUGUAACGCCCUUACUUUACCUGAUGAAGAAUCUGCUGGUGUGCCUGGCUUACAUCUACUUCAACUUCAUGACAAAACUGAGGGUCUUCAACACUGAGAGGAUGUUCUAAUGGAUCUGGUUAGGUCUCAGUCGCCCACACAUGAUGAAAACUGGCAAAAUAUACAUUACAGUGGCGCAAGAAUGAAUAAUGGGAUUGUUAACAGUCUCAAGAGCACUGAUAAGAAGACAAUUUAAGAACAAAUGACAUGGUUAAAAAGUGGUCCCAACAUAUGAUGCUGGAACCCAACAUGGGAUGCACGUUUGCUGGUGUUCCCACCAGAACGGCAAGACAUAGUUGGUCAACUAGCCUCACCAGAAGGACUACUCUGGUUGACCAGAAUUUUUUGUUGGUGAAAAGCAUGGCUAUACUGGUCCACCAUCUACAUCAGAAUCAAAAUGGCACUAAAAAAUACAAACCAAUCUGAACCAGCAUGGAAAUCCUGGUCUUUUCAUCACAGGAUUUCAAAAUAGUAUACUGCAUAGGAGGAGAAGUUGGGCUUCUCAAGAAUGACAUUUCUUAGGAUUAGGAAAUCUUAGAAACAUGUGGACAAAAAUAAAGGGACAUCAGGAUAGUUAAAUAGCAAUUUCAGUGGACCUGAAAAGAAUUAGAACCUUUAUUUUUGCACUUUACAGAUUUGACAAAGCGACUGUUAGUGAAUUUCUUGUUAUUUUAAUGUACUGAAUGUGCUAAUCAUUUAUAUUCAACAAAUAUUUUAUAUCUGAGAAGUGUGAUUUUUAUUUUCUUACUUAUUUUUACAGUUUCUGGUUUUGUUUGGUUCUAGCACAAACCACUACCACAGCUCAGACAAAUUUCAAAAUGUUCUUUUCUCUCAA
This is a messenger RNA of Myxocyprinus asiaticus (Chinese sucker), 2092 nucleotides long. Its product is annotated as transmembrane protein 236-like. The record is from RefSeq and is a predicted model, not a curated record. The transcript is spliced from 4 exons. Bases 3 to 1328 code for a protein of 441 amino acids. Lineage: Eukaryota; Metazoa; Chordata; Actinopteri; Cypriniformes; Catostomidae.